AUGGUUGAGUUCCACAACCUCACCCCCCCUGGGUUUAUAAUCGACCUCCUUCACUUUUUGAAAAGUCUUAGUCACUAUGCACGCUACCCCACCGUCAUCGAGGGCACAAUCAUCGGUGUCCUCGGGUAUCUCGCCCUGGCCCGUCUCUUGCGCUGGCGAAGAUACAACGCCAUCCACCAGGAAUACAUGAAGAAAUAUCAAGAGGGAACCCUCACCCCGGAAGAGGCCCAACGCAUUAUUCUAGUAUCGACUAGCUAUGACAUGCCAUUGCUGUUGAACUAUUCGCUGGCAUUCGCGCUGUUCAAGACCUAUGCGAUUCCAUCGAUAUCGAAGUUACUGUCCGCGACUGGUGAAUUCAAAUCGGUAGAGACGGUUUCUAAACGUUAUGCGGAUACGGAGAUUCUGAUUGCUACCUGGGUGGCCUGCCCGAUUUCUGGCUUCCUAGACCCCAAUUUCAAGUCGUCAGAGAAUGGACCGCCCGCAGACGACCCGAGGGCUAUGAUUGCUCUCGCAAGAGUCAACUGGCUACACUCCCGAUACAGAAUUCGAUGGGCAGAGCGUUAUGGAUGGCGGAAGCUCUCCCCCAUGGAGUGUGAGGCGUUUUACGUUUUCUGGGCUGAGAUAGGCAGACGGAUGAAUAUGCGAGAUAUCCCCGAGUCUCGCGAAGAAAUGAUAGAAUGGAGUCGGGACUAUGAGCUGAAGAACAUGAUUCCGGCUGAGACCAACAAAGAGGUUGCAGAGUAUACUAUGGCGGAACUCCUCUCAGCUGUUCCUAUACGUUUCGGCCUCCGGACCUUUGCUGUAAGAGUAGCGCUUUGUUUGCUUGAAGACAGGGUGAGGGUUGGGAUGAUGUACGUAUUACUUCACACUGCCUGGCGUUCGCCUGCCAUUCAAUACCCUCCUUUCCACCACAGGCAACCUGCUCAGCCAUGGUUCUUCCACGCACUAACGCGUGGCGUCAUGGCAAUAAACUGGACUGCACAACGCUGGUUCCUCCUUCCCAGGAUAUACCCCUCUUUUCCAGUUAAGAUUGAUCUACCGAAGCCAACUGGGGAGAGGUGUCCAAAACUGCAUCCGAACAAAUGGCAAUAUCGUCCUUGGUACAGACCGGAGAGCAUCGGUUUGGGCUACCUUCAGAAUAAGUUUCUGGUGGCCAUUGGCUGGUAUAGCGAGAUGCCAGGACCUCACUUGAAGAGCUCAGGCUAUCGUUUGGAGGAAAUGGGCCCUUUCAAAUUUGAGAAUUCUGCGCAUGAGGAAGUCAUGCAGAAGGCUGCUGAGCUUCAGGGUUGCCCCGUCGCUGGGCCCUGGUCGUUGGAAGGACGUCGUGGUGAUGAGCCUUCCCCUUGA
Laccaria bicolor S238N-H82 is the source of this 1347-nucleotide messenger RNA. RefSeq lists its product as uncharacterized. Bases 1 to 1347 code for a protein of 448 amino acids. Gene Ontology annotation, molecular function: oxidoreductase activity. The transcript has 10 exons. Lineage: Eukaryota; Fungi; Basidiomycota; Agaricomycetes; Agaricales; Hydnangiaceae. The record is from RefSeq and is a predicted model, not a curated record.